This is a messenger RNA of Peniophora sp. CBMAI 1063, 1446 nucleotides long. Lineage: Eukaryota; Fungi; Basidiomycota; Agaricomycetes; Russulales; Peniophoraceae. The record is from the annotation of a GenBank genome assembly.
AUGGCUCACCUUGACGCUAUUCCGGAGCCGCACGUCUUCAACACCGCAAACAACCCCGAGGAACCUCGUCUUUCCCUCAAGAAUGGUGCUAUUAAUCGUCCUGAGGCAUCCAUCUGUGAAGUUACUCCGGAUGUGUAUGAUAACCUCUCCGACAAGGAGCCCUACAGCACUGAGGAGCGCGACGACAAAGAGAUCGAGGAUACGCACGCCAACAAGUGCCGCCGCACUACGCCUACCCUCCUUCAACGUUCCGAGGACAACAACUUCAUCGAAGAAGAGUUUAUCGAGGGCUACAUGCCCGAUGAAACGUCCUUUGGCGAGGAGAUGGACUUGGACAACGAGGUCACACAGUCUGUGGGCUUUCAGUCCCACAAGGGCAAAGGCAAAGGCAAAGCAUAUGUCAGUCCUACUUUUCUUUGCAACCAAGCUUACGCUACAACUGCAGCACUCGCUGAUUCAUUUGCAUCUGUUGGUUUGGAAGCGGCACAUAAGGCACCCAAUAGCUUCAUAUAUGGUUGUAACGAUUCGGACUUGACUGCAUACCUGUGUACACAUAGUUUGGAAUAUAGUGCUUGUACUUCUUGCAAAGGAAAAGACAAAGCUGCAAACUCGCACAAUCAUGCACAUUCCGACUCAUGGUUACUUGACUCAGGUUGCACAUCACACUUCACGCCCAAUGCCGGCGACUUCAUUGACUAUAUAAAGAUUCAUGAGCCGCGCACACUCACGACUGUGAAUGGUGGUCACUCCUCUAUCAUUGCAUGGGGUACCGUCUUGCUCUCUACGCAGGACACUCAAGGUCGUUCUACGACCGUCUGCAUUGGUCCGGUUGGACAUGUUCCAGGACUUGCAGAUUGUCUACUAUCUCUAGGUCAAUUUCUGCACCAAGGCAUGACUGUUGAGAGUAAUGCCAUUCAGAUACGGCUUAUACGCGAUGGGAAGAUCUACUUGCGUUUCGACACAGAUCCUACCAGGCCGAAUUACUACAUUCUGCCCGCCUUGUCUGCUUAUGCUAAGAGCAUUCAAUACGAGCUGGUCUAUGCAUUGGACUAUGAAACCAUGCACCGCCGUAUAGGACCCACUUCGCGCGACGUUCUACAUCAAAUGCGCAAGAACACUGUUGGCUUCCCUGAAAACAUAAACAUCCCAGACGAGAACCCAGUGUGCAGUGGAUGCGCAAAGGGUAAAACACCUGCGCGUGAAUUUCCUGCCCGUGAAGAGUGCGCUGACAACGCGUUCGACCUCAUUCAUUCCGACUUCAAAGAGUUCUCCACCCUGUCAUAUGCCAAGUUCAAGUACGCCGUAGUAUUCAUUGAUGAUCAUAUGUCCUACGCAUGGGUUACACUUCUCAAAAAGAAGUCAGACGCGCUUAAUGCCGCCAAAAACUUCCUUGCCAUGGUCGAGAGUAAAUUCAAGGCUAAAGUGCGAAGCUGGCGCUCCGAUUAA